UCGAAUUGACAACGCUUGUUUAUUUUUUUGUAAUUUCUUGAUACAAAUUUAGAUAUAACUUUGUAAUUGUAAAUGAUUUAAUAAUACAUAAAAUACUAUUUUGUACAAUUCAUUGAAUAGCCUAUAUGUGCAAUGGCGCCUACUAGAAAGGACUCUUUAGACGACACGGAUUCUGGAUCAGACUCAGACAGUGGAUCAAGUGGUAGCCGAAGUAAAAGUGCUAGUCCUGCACCUUCAGGCAAAGAGGGCAGUCAGUCACGAUCACAAUCUCGCAGCCCUCCACGAUCUGCAAGUGGAUCUCCCAAAUCCAAUAACUCAGCUAAAUCUAGACGUUCCUCAAAUGCUUCGAAUGCUUCACGCAGCAAAUCGAAUUCUCCUGCUCGUUCAAAUAGAUCUAGAUCAGGUUCAGCUCAGAGUCACAAAUCGGGCUCAUCCAGUCCUAAAUCUCAUGUUACAGGCAGCCCUAAAGAUAGAACUUCCCGAUCUAGAAGCGGAUCAAGGAGAUCUCGAUCAGGAUCAGGUAGUGCACGUUCUCGUUCCGGAAGUGCGAAAUCGCGAUCAGCAAGUCCGAAAUCUGGCCCUGAAAGUCCGAAGUCGAGAUCUCAAAGUCCUAAAUCCCGUUCACAAAGUCCUAAAUCUCGAUCACAAAGUCCUAAAUCCCGAUCGCAGAGUCCAAAAUCUCGCUCUCAGAGUCCCAAAUCGAGAUCACAGAGUCCUAAAUCAAGAUCACAGAGUCCUAAAUCAAGAUCACAGAGUCCUAAAUCAAGAUCCCAGAGUCCUAAAUCGCGUUCGCAAAGCCCUAAAUCGCAGAGAGCUAAAAGCCGCUCGCGUUCUUCGUCCGCUAGCGGUAGUCCCAAAAGUAGAAAAUCUCGAUCUCGUAGUGGAUCAUCAAGGUCUAAGAGUCCUGAAGCAAGACAAGAUGUUGAAGAUAGCAGGUCUAAUUCCCCUAAUCUUAUGAUAGAUGACCAGGCAAAGGAAAAGUCAAAGAGUCGGUCCAGAUCUGGUUCUAGACAUUCCCGGUCAAAAUCACGUAGUAAGUCCAAAAGUCGGUCAAGGUCCAGAUCAAAGAGCUCUAAUGCUUCGGAACCAGAGAUUGGAGACAAAAAGAAGCGAGGAGUAUUAUCAGAUUCCGACAGUGACGGUGAAUCAAAAACAACUACAAAACGCAGAAAGGGUUCUGACAGUGGAUCUGAUACAAGUGACAAACCCAAGAAAAAAAGUAAAAAAGUCAUUGACUCAGAUGAUGACAAUCAGGAAAAGGAUACAGUAACGGCCGAUGCUUUAUUCGGUGAUGCGUCGGACAUCAGCACAGAAGAUGAAGGUGAAAAGCGGUCGGGACGUUCUCGUUCCCGCUCGCGGUCACGAUCGCGCAGCCGUAGUGCUGCGAGAUCUGAUGAUGAACGGAGGUCUGGUGACGAGGCUAGACGAGGCAGUGGUGAUGAGGAAAACCGAGAGAAACCGGAAGAGGAAGAGGAACAGGAAAUCCCCGAGACGCGCAUUGACGUUGACAUGCCCAAGAUAUGGACAGAGCUGGGCAAAGAGCUGCAUUUUGUGAAGUUACCCAACUUCUUGUCUGUAGAGACCAGACCUUACGACCCUAAUACUUAUGAAGACGAGAUUGAUGAAGAAGAAACCUUAGACGAGGAAGGUCGCGCCAGACUAAAACUGAAAGUGGAGAACACAAUACGGUGGCGUACAUCAUUCGACAAGGAGGGAAACGCUAUCAAAGAGUCAAACGCCAGGAUGGUGAAGUGGUCGGACGGCAGUAUGUCGUUAUAUCUCGGCUCUGAAAUAUUCGACGUGUACAAACAACCUCUACUCGGUGACCACAAUCAUUUAUUCGUCCGUCAAGGCACCGGUCUACAAGGUCAGGCCGUGUUCCGCACCAAACUGUCCUUCCGGCCUCAUUCUACGGAAUCAUUCACGCAUCGCAAGAUGACGUUGUCGCUGGCGGACCGCUCCACGAAGACUUCCGCUAUAAAGAUUCUGUCUCAAGUCGGUGCCGACCCGGAUGCAGACAGAAAGUAUCAAUUGAAGAAAGAGGAGAUGGAGCUCCGCGCUGCAAUGCGAUCGAGGCCUUCGUCGCGGCCCAAGCGAAGGGCGGGCGGCGGAGCGGCGGGCGGCGCGGGCGGCGCGGGGGGCGCGGGGGGCGCCGCCGGGGCCCGCGGGGCCCGCGCCAACGACGACUCGGAGGACGAGGGCGGGGUCUCACUGCAGGCCAUCAAGAACAAGUACAAGCAGGGACAGAAAGCGUCAGCAGGCGCGGCGAUAUAUUCAUCAGAAUCGGACGGUUCAGACGUGGAGCGGCGAGCGCGGCGGCUUGACCGUGCUAAGGCACUUAAAGACUCUGAUUCAGAAGGAAGUGGAGCGGGAGGCGGAGGCGACACGCCUACGAAUGCUCGCAGCGGAACUGGUAGCGAGAGCGGAAGCGGAAGCGGGAGCGGCAGUGACUAACGUGAAGCUAAUAUUAGCUGUCGUCAGUGAAACUCUAAAAGUGAUGAUUUAGUGGCCAGUUUAGCAGUGCGUAAGUUAAAAAUUACGUUUGGCUUAUGUGUUAUUAGCUCUGCCCACUAUUUCAGCCGCGUGAUAUUUAUAGCUUAUGUGUUAUUUUGAUGUAUAAGCUAUUAUUAUAAAGUCUAAUUAAAAUCCAUUCAGUAGUAGUUUUAGUAUGAAAGAGUAACAAAUAUACAUCCAUCCAUUCAUCCACACUUCCGCAUUUAUAAUAUUAGUAAUAUUUGGAGAAAGUAUUUAAUAUGUUUUGCAGCAAUGGUUUGUAAUCACGGUUCAUUGUUGAAAAUUAAGUGAUAUUUAUUCAACUAACAGUAUUAAAACUGAGAAAAUAAUCUUAUUAAUAUUAUAAAUGUUUGUGAGUAUGA
Molecule: messenger RNA, 2876 nt
Organism: Achroia grisella
Lineage: Eukaryota; Metazoa; Arthropoda; Insecta; Lepidoptera; Pyralidae
Gene: Atu
Product: another transcription unit protein
Exons: 11
Coding region: 133-2454 (773 amino acids)
Biological process (GO): positive regulation of transcription elongation by RNA polymerase II; transcription elongation by RNA polymerase II
Cellular component (GO): nucleus; Cdc73/Paf1 complex
Molecular function (GO): RNA polymerase II C-terminal domain phosphoserine binding
Source: RefSeq, a predicted model, not a curated record